UAGAGAAGAUUUGUACCCAGGCCAGACUGUCUAACCAACGACUUGUACCAUUUGUUGUUGUGCCCAUACUCAGAAUAAUCAUAAUUCAACCAUAACUUUAUCGUCCAUUCCCACCCAUUACCAGCAAAGACUUCAACAUUCAGCCAUCUAUAUAUCCACCCAAAACCAGCUCCACCUUUGGCAGCAUCAGCAGAACAAGACAUGGCUUCCAUCAAUCCACUUUCCUGUCCCAAACUCAACAACUCAUCAUCAUCUACAUUCACUCCAGCUUUCAAACCCCAAACGCAGCUUGGCCGGUUCACUUGCUCCCCUGCUAUCCCCACCCAUAACCUCAGCUUCACCAAACCCAGGAAGAACGUCACCACAGCUUUCUUCUUCAACUCCAAACCCAAGUCUCCAGCUCAAGCUCCUAGCUCAACAUCAGGAGCAGGGUCCAAAGUCCAAGAGCUGAACGUGUACGAGAUGAACGAGCGAGACAGGGGAAGCCCAGUGGUGCUGAAACUCAGUCAGAAACCUGGUCAACUCGCGCUCGGCGACCUGGUCCCUUUCUCCAACAAGUUAUACUCCGGGGACCUCAAGAAGCGGCUGGGGAUCACCGCCGGAAUUUGCGUGCCGAUCCAGCACGUCCCGGAGAAGAAAGGGGAUCGCUACGAGGCAAUCUACAGCUUCCAUUUUGGGGAUUACGGCCACAUCUCGGUUCAGGGGCCGUAUCUGACCUACGAGGACACUUCCCUGGCGGUGACCGGAGGAACUGGGAUUUUCCAAGGGGUUUCUGGGAAGGUCAAGCUUCACCAGAUUGUGUUUCCAUUCAAGCUUUUUUACACGUUUUACCUCAAAGGGAUCCCUGAUUUGCCCGGUGAGCUUCUCGGAAAGCCGGUUGCUCCUUCCCCUAAUGUAGAACCUUCGUCGGAGGCCAUGGCCACAUUGCCCGGUGCGGUCGUCUCUAACUACACCGACUGAGAUCGAUCCAGUAUGGCCGUUUCCCCAAUUUGUUUUAUUCACUUGAUGAUUUCUUUGUUAGUGAUUUUUUUAGCCAGGGGAAAUAAUACUUCAAUAGAUUAAUACUUGAAUUUAACGAUUUUGUGUUUAAUUAUAUCUUAUGAUAAAAUAAUUAAUAACAAGCGCCCGUGGCCUAAUGGAUUAAGGCAUCUGACUUCUAAUCAGGGGAUUGUGGGUUUGCAUCCCACUAGGCGUGAGUAUGUUUGUAUUUUUUUUUUCGUCCCCAGUCCCCAUAUUGCUUCUCUAUCAUUGCUUUUUUUUAAUAGAAACCUGCGAGAAAUUUUAUUAAUCAAGAAUUGUUCAUACAUCAUCCAGCAGUAGUUGAUCAAUCAAAAUUAAAGGUGGUCUAUCUAGCCAAACCACUGGCGUGUUCCAAUUCGUAUUACAUUUGGUCAUCAGAUGUGCCGCCUCAUUUCCUAUUCUUCGGACAAACUAGAUUCUCCCUUCAUACCGAGGCCCCAAAGCCCUCUUGAUAAUUGCAUACAGCAUUCCAAACUCAGUUAAAAUUAUGUCUGACCAGCAAAGCUUCUACACCAGGGAUAGACAGUCUGUCUCCAGGUGGUAAUUCAAAAUUUGAAGGUUGUCCGCUAGUUGGAUUGCAAACUCCAACGCCAUUGCCCUUGCUACCUCUGGAUCCCAAUUUCCUCGGACUUUCUUGGUUGCAUCACAAAUGAAACGUCCCAAUAUCAUCUCAUGCUACCAUACCAAGACAAAUGCAUCCUCCCAUCACCAUUCCUGCAUAUACGUUUAUCUUCGUCACUUGUGCAGGUGGACGAAUCCACGCCGUAGAAUGUAUAAUCGCCUCCAUGUUGUUCUCACUUUCCUGGUGUACCUGGUAGUCCUUGAAGGAUUCUGCUCUCUCCACAAUCUGGUCGUCCUCCAUCUUCUGUCCAUUGUGCAUUUCAUUCCUUCCAUAGGAACCACAUUAACACGGGCCAUUUUCCCAAAUCACUUGCUUCCCCCAAGCGCAAUAGCCUUUUCAAACUAGUCUACACAAUUCUCGUUGGUGCGACUGAAAGAAAGGUAAGACAAACUUGUUUGCAUCCAAAUUCUCGUCGUCCAUCCACAUUCCCCGAACAAGUGCACCUGUGUCUCAGGAAGAUUGCAGAAAGCACAUCGAUGGUUUCCUUUCUCGUCCCUUCUACAAUAGUUAGCUCCUAUGGGCAAUGCAUUGCAGAUGAAUCUCCAUGCAAAGUACUUCACUUUCGGCAGCAUAUUUAAACCCAUAAGCUUUUGCAACUCUAGGCAUCCCCAAUCGUGUUCGCUUGAGAGAGUAUCACCUUCAUGUGGGGCCACGUCUUAUAGCCUACCUUGAUUGUGUAUUGGCCGCUGUUUGAAUCCACCCACAUCAUUCUGUCUUGGUCAUGAGUACACCCGAAGAGGAAUAUGAACAAUUGCAGCAGCAACCUCCGGUGGGAAGCACCGCUCUAUGAGAUCAUCAUCCCAUGCUUCCUCCUCCACCCUAAUCAAGUACCGGAACCUCUGGCGUUCAUCGGCAGUACCUUGGGAGCUGACAGAACAAAAAAGCCUAGUACCGUUUGGAUCCAUCGAUUCCCCAAAAACUGAAUCGAUGCUCCAUUCUCGACAACCCAGCGAAGGCCUUGUUGAAGAAACUCAUGCGCACUCAUGAGGGAUCACCAUAUAUAACUCGGGUGAUACCCCACUUCAGCGUCGAGGAUCUCAUCAUUUGGAUGGUAUCUUACCCUCAACAUCUGUGCUAUUAAGGAGCUUGGACGUUGAUAGAUACUCCAAAGUUGCUUCGCUAACAUGGGAGUAUUAAACCCCCCUAGAUCGC
Linum trigynum is the source of this 2794-nucleotide messenger RNA. The record is from the annotation of a GenBank genome assembly. Lineage: Eukaryota; Viridiplantae; Streptophyta; Magnoliopsida; Malpighiales; Linaceae.